AUGCCCAAGGAGAAGAAGAUGAAGCGCGCGCCAGGCGACGACGGCCGAGCCGCGGGCUCGGGCCAGAACUCGCACGGGCGCACGCUCGCGACGCCCAACACGAGCUUGGGCCAGCAUUUCUUGAAGAACCCGAUGAUCGCGUCUGAGAUUGUCAACAAGGCGGCGAUCCGUGGCACGGACAUCUGCCUCGAAGUCGGUCCUGGUACGGGUAACAUCACGGUCAAGCUCCUCGAGCAGGCCAAGAAGGUCAUCGCCGUCGAGUUCGACCCGCGCAUGAUUGCCGAGGUCCAGAAGCGUGUGCAGAACACGGAGCACGCCAACCACCUCCACAUUAUCCACGGCGAUGCGAUCAAGGUCCAGCUCGAGCAGGCCAAGAAGGUCAUCGCCGUCGAGUUCGACCCGCGCAUGAUUGCCGAGGUGCAGAAGCGUGUGCAGAACACGGAGCACGCCAACCACCUCCACAUUAUCCACGGCGAUGCGAUCAAGGUCCAGCUACCGUUCUUCGACGUGUGCGUGGCCAACUUGCCGUACCAAAUCUCGUCGCCGUUCGUCUUCAAGCUCCUCGCGCACCGCCCCAUGUUCCGCUGCGCUGUCGUCAUGUUCCAGGAGGAAUUUGCGAAGCGCCUUAGCGCGCGCCCCGGCGACGAGCUCUACUGCCGCCUCUCGGUCAACACGCAGCUGCUCGCCAAGGUUGACCAGCUCAUCAAGGUCGGCCGCAACAACUUCCGCCCGCCGCCCAAGGUCGAGUCGCGCGUCGUGCGUAUCGAGCCCAAGAACCCGCCGCCGCCCGUCAAUUUUACGGAGUGGGAUGGCAUGGUCAAGAUCAUCUUCAACCGCAAGAACAAAACGCUUCACUCGUGCUUUACGACCAAGUCGGUCCUCAAGAUCCUCGAAGACAACUACCGCACGUACUGCUCGCUCAACAGCUUGAUGCCGGACCCGGCCUUCGAUAUCAAGACGCUCGUCGAGGCGACGCUCACGGAGACCGACUACAGCGACAAGCGCGGGGCCAAGAUGGACCUUGACGACUUCCUCAUCUUGCUCAACGCCUUCAACUCGCGCCACGUUCACUUCUGCUAA
This is a messenger RNA of Saprolegnia parasitica CBS 223.65, 1080 nucleotides long. RefSeq names its product dimethyladenosine transferase. The record is from RefSeq and is a predicted model, not a curated record. NCBI's taxonomy places the organism in Eukaryota, Oomycota, Saprolegniomycetes, Saprolegniales, Saprolegniaceae. The transcript has 4 exons. Gene Ontology annotation, biological process: rRNA methylation; tRNA modification. Bases 1 to 1080 code for a protein of 359 amino acids. Gene Ontology annotation, cellular component: mitochondrial matrix. Gene Ontology annotation, molecular function: tRNA (guanine(46)-N7)-methyltransferase activity; rRNA (adenine-N6,N6-)-dimethyltransferase activity.